This is a messenger RNA of Gopherus evgoodei (Goodes thornscrub tortoise), 5240 nucleotides long. RefSeq names its product ribonuclease P/MRP subunit p38 (gene RPP38). Gene Ontology annotation, biological process: tRNA 5'-leader removal. NCBI's taxonomy places the organism in Eukaryota, Metazoa, Chordata, Testudines, Testudinidae. The transcript is spliced from 3 exons. The coding region runs from base 223 to 1074 and encodes 283 amino acids. The record is from RefSeq and is a predicted model, not a curated record. Gene Ontology annotation, molecular function: ribonuclease P activity; ribonuclease P RNA binding. Gene Ontology annotation, cellular component: nucleolar ribonuclease P complex; fibrillar center; ribonuclease MRP complex.
CGGGAGGAGGCGAGUCUCGGGUGUUGUCCCUGCCGAGAGGCCGCGGCGGGGCCGUAGGAGGCCGCACAAGGCAGCGCGACGGGGGCCGCGGCUCGGCCCGAGCCCGGUUUGGUGUUCUGAGGUGUCUACAGGGCUUCAGAUAUUUACCAGAACAUCUACCGUUUGGAGAACUAAAUCUACUAGUCAGAGCUGAGUUGUCAACACACAGAGAAAAGCAUCAAGAUGCCCAUAGUGCAGGCCAGGGGUGGAUCAGUCCGUAAAGCAAAGAAAAUUACUGUAAAAACAUCUUUAAAUAACCCAUAUAUCAUCAAGUGGCAUACCCUAGAAAGAGAUGAUAUGCACUUUAUACUCCAGACCUUGGAAGAAAGGAUUAAACACAUUGGACUUAAAAAGAUUGAGACUCGAAGGAGGAAAAAGCAUUCUGUUGCAAAAAGGCAAAUUAAAGAAAAAUGUGAUGCUAGUGAUUGUAGUGUACUUCCAAAGGAGAAGGAAAUAGACCAUAUUCAACAAGAACAAGGAUGGACUGACUUAAAUGUCAGGAAACAGCUUGCUAUUGGAAUUAAUGAGGUUACUAGAUCUUUGGAAAAAAAUGAACUACUUCUAGUGCUGGUGUGUAAAUCUGCAAAACCUACUAUGAUCACCAUGCACCUUAUUCAACUCAGUGCAAGUCGAGCAGUCCCUGCUGGGCAGGUUCCACGUCUUAGUGAAAGCAUAGCACCUAUGCUUGGCUUAACAUCUGUUCUAGCACUGGGUUUUAAAAAGAAUUCUGAUACUUUUACUGAAGUAGUCAAAGCUAUAAUACCACGGAUACCUAGCUUGGAUGUGCCCUGGAUUCAUCACAGAAGUGAGCAACAUAUGGCAGAGGCAUAUACUGAUCCUUUGGAAAUUCAAGAUACCGAGCUUAUGGAGACCUCAGCGGAGGAGUUCCCUCAAAGCCAUAAGUGGAAAUGUACUGAAAGCAGUAAGUCAGAUUCUUCAAAUGUAACUUUACAAGCUCUCAGAAUUAAAAAGCUUGUUCCAAAUCCAAAUAAGAUACGAAAACCUCCCAAAAAUAAAAAAGCUGCUUCAAAAUAACUUAGUUUAGUACAAGUCUUUACAGUGGGAGUAAAAUGAUUUUUAUGUAGUAUUGGAAACUGCCCCAUGUAACUAAGUUAGCUGCUUUUAAAUGUCAUAGCUUCAGAUGUAAAGUCAUUUGACCAAUAGAAGAUGAACUCAGACUUGUUUUGUUCUGACAUUAAAGCAUGCAAUCUAUAAAUUGUGCAUAAGUGUUAACCGCUUUCCUGCUUAAUUAUUGUUUAGAGAGCCUAGGCUUACUGGUGUGUGGUAUAGUUCUAGAAUGUGCAUUUGUUAUUAAUGAAAAGCAUCAAGCAGAUUCUUUCGGUUUUAGGGAAUGAAUAUACUUAGAACAAAACUCUAAAAUUAAAUGUAACUAUUCAAACAAAUGAAUAUCAAAAUUGAAAGUUUAUUCAAACAAGUGUCCAUGCUGGUAUAAACUUUGUUUUUUAAAAGCUGGUCAUUUAUAAGAUGUUUCAAGCAAACGUCUGUAACUGGUAGGCACCUACACAGGCUCUGGUUUUGAAUGUUAAUACUCUGCUCUACGAGGUUGGUUUUGGUCAAGAGAUGCAUGCUAAACUGGUUUCCAGAUAUAUUUGGUCUCUGAUACGCUAAAGGAAAACAUUAGUCUUGAUCAACAUAUGAAUAAUUAAAUACUUCUGUUGCAGGAAAAAUGCAUUUUAAGACUGUUGUAUGCAAACCGAGACAUUCUCUCACAGGAUCCACAUAAUACAAAUAUGAAGUUAACUGUCAACAUUAUUUCACAAAGGGAGUUUAGAAACUAUUUCAUGUAAAAUGGCAGGUAAGAAUUGUAAUAAUUCCAAAUAGCUGAAAAUGAUAUGCUACUUGUCUCUUGAAGAGAAAUGCAUUUUAAGAAACUGCCGUAGUAAGCAGUAGAAUAUAAUGAGAGCACACACCAGACAUUUUGCAGGAAAUUGUGUAAGGAUGUUUAGAAGGUAAGGAACAGUGAAGCACCUCACACUGCAAUAAAAAAAGGUAUAUAAUCUCAGCAAAAUAGAAGUAAUUUACUUAGAGCUAACAUUUUACUCAAAAGCUACUACUGUCCUUCAGGAAGAAAGCUAGCAAAAAUCUCUUUCUUUAAGUGAGCCUGUGUUUGUUUUUUAAAUAGGGAAGAAACUUCUGUGUUUCUUCUAGGCUGUGAUUAUCUAGGCUGCCUGUAUUCUAGAUUCCCCUUCUCUCUGCACUCAUGUACAAGUUAAGGGGACAAAUUAAAAAGGGUCACAAGCAGUGAUUCCAUAGUAAUGAGGCUAACUGAAGGUUAAACUGCAGCAGAGACUUCUAAUAGCAAAAUGCCUGGAAAAAAAAAAGGGCAGAUACUAAUUUUUAGCCAUUCUGUGUGUGUUCUUUGGGCUUGUCACUCAAGAAAGUUAAAGUGAAUCAACUAAAAGGGUAAAUUAAAGCACAUUACAACCCCUAUAGUUGUUCUAAUUCAGGAAUAAAGUGGGCUUAGUGUUUCCCAAGCAGUGGGUUUUGGGAAGGUUCUAGAUGGAUUGCCAUGUCCAGGGUCAGAAUAACCCAUUGCUGAGCCCAGACUUAGGCUAACAUAUACUUUUCCCAGCUUGAUGCGGAUGGGAGGCCCCAAUGCAGUAGGGGUGUUGGAGAGAAAACCUGCCCAGCUCUCACCCGCAGCAGCUCUUGUCCUGUGGGACUCGGUCCAGUUCCCCAUGCUGGGUGUUGCAACUUGAUGUUUGUGGUCACAGUGCCACUCAAGUGUGGUGCAGCUACUCUAUCGUGACAGAGGAGUAGAAGGGCCAAACAGGAGUGGCACUGUAAGUGCCAAUCAAAUUUGGCCUGGCCACCCCUCUGUCAAACUUGGGUGUGUAUGUGCAAAAAUGAGUGGUGCUGCAACCCCAUGCACCUAAUUGCAAUGUCCAGAGCUGGGGCCAACCCUCCUGCUCCCCAGCCUUGACAGGAGCUGCUACUGGGAUGAGUCCAGGGUGAACUCCAAACCCUCCCCCCACCUCCUCUGAACCUAGAUGGGAUUUAGGGUUGCAGUGCUGGGGCUGAGGGUUCAUAUAUGUAAUGGGAGGUGCAAAAAAAGACAAAAUGCAGUUUGUAGCUCACAUUAAUAAAUUCAGGAAUCACUGGUUUAAUCCUCAGAUUUUGGCAGAGAAUUAAACUAUAGCAGAUUAAGGCUGCUUUAUUCUUGCAUGAGAGAAUCCAUGAGAGUGAUUAAUAGGCUUUAAUUUAUGCACAUCGCUGUAAGGUUAAGUUGAUUUGUCAUAUCUGUCCUGGAUGGGCCUGUGUAGAUACAGCUUGUGUUCUUCAGGCCAGCAAUAGGCCCUCCUUGACUUUAAGGUACAAACCAUUUUAGCUUUAAUGACAUAAGUGGCUAAUUAAAUCCUACUAUGGAUAAUUGGAAGCUAACCCUGGGGUGUUGGAAUGUACUACCUUUCAAAGUCUAAUGUAGACAGGGGCAGUGUGCUUUAACUUGAGCACAUAUUGAAGCAGGCUGCACUGUUCACAUUGGAGUAACUGUGUAUUAGUAUGAGUUAGAACACAUUUACCUAGCAAUAUGCCUUUAAAUCAUAGUUUAGACAAAGCUUGAGAGCCUGUUACCCCUGUACAUAUGGGGUAGAGUCCCCUUCCAUUAUAAAAGAAUGACUUUUAUGAGAUAACAUCAUGUGUGGCAGCUUACGUUCAGUGGUAGAGGCAGAACUAAAUACCUCUACGUGGCUAAUUUCAGACAGCUCCUAAAGUUGAGCAAAAUUUGCUCUCACAUUUAGAAUUAUGGAGGUGUUAAAGCCAGGUUUAUCCAUAAAUACUUCACCAAAUAUUCAAGUAAUGUCCAAAAUACCUGCACUUUCAGCUAGAACUGUAGAUUGUGCUGCUCAUGUGACUAUAGCAUACCUAAACUCUAAGAAUUGCCAUCACAAUUUAAGCUAUGAGUGUGACAUUAUGGAACGUAUACCAAAUGCUUCUAGUUGCAGAGCAUUCAUGAAGAAAUAAAAAUCAGGUUGUUGCAUUUAAGUUGAGGCCAGUACAUAGUCUUUCCAGGGGAUAGGGAGAAACAUGUAUCUCUCUCGAUUACUGAUACUAUAUACAGUGAAACCUUUUGUUCAAAAUUCAGGAUAAAAACACUACCAGUAACAAUUUAUGAAUACUUAUUUACACAAGAUACUUUUUGUUAGAAUUACAGACAUCAAAGUAGACAAAGGAAUAUGUGCAAUUUUGCAGAAGCAUUGAAAACAUUCAAAACUAUAAAUAGUUUGAUAGCAUUACCAAAAUUCUUAGUUUUACACACAGGCUGAUGUUGAUUUACUGAGGAAAAACUAAGGUUUUGUGCCACAACUAUAAAUUAAGUACAGUAAUUUAUAAUCAUUCUGGCAACACAUCUGCACUGAACUGUGCAAUACUACUGAAUCAGUCCACUGAUCUAAUGAAGAUCAAAGUACAAAUCUGUAUUUUUAUUGAUUUGGCAGCGUUGCUUAUAGAGAAACAAAUGCACUAGUCAAACCAGCACAUUUUCAUACUGCUCCAGUUACAAAAAACAUCCAAGACUUUCAUAUUAGCUACAAAUAUUUCAUAAAUCCAUUAUUUUACCCCAAAUGAUGACAUCCAUGUGAAUUUUAUAAGCAAAGAUACUCAGUAUGGAUCCUUCAUUCUGCUACACUAACAAACAUACACCACCACUUAAUAAAUAGAAAUGCAGCAGUUCAUUCACAUAAUAGCAAAGAUUUUUGUACCCUAAUCCACCACUGCAGUUCAGUUUGUACAAAACAGUCUUUUCUACAGAGUGGAAAAAAAUACCUUCUUUUUAUCAAGGUGCGAGCUAAGCUUUGAUAAUUAAAUGAAUGUGCUUUUAUUCUUUUUUAUGGACAAAAGUUUCAUGAACUUUCCAUUCUAUCUGAAAAUGUGUAAAAUCGGUCAGAUAUGGAUUUCUUCAUUAUUUUGAUGGAUUAUUUCAAUUUCACUGAUGUUGUGCUUUUAUUCCUCUUGAACAAUACUGUUCCAAGAACUGUUAUGUAGAUUAAAUCAAUCCAAAUGACAACUUCAGAGUUCUAGAAACACAAGGGUCCUCCUUAUUGUAAUACAAGGCCCACCUAAAGUAAGGAGCAAAAUGCAGUAGUUAAUGCAAGUAUAGCAACAAAUAUUGGCUUUUUUAACUUAAUUAUGAAUCUUAGAUGUUCAAUUUAAAAACAAAUUAAAAGUUUUGUCUGUUUUGA